AUGGCGAUUGGGCUUGGCCGCACUAUCAGCAGUCCUGUCUUCCUCUUUUUCCAAGUGCUUCAUGGCGUGAGCUUGUUCUUCGUCAUGCUUGGUGUGACGCGGGUGCUGCUCGGGAUGGCGGAGCUGUCGAUGAGCACUACCGCCGUCGAAGAUAGGACGACGCCGCAAGGACUUCACCGACCUGACGGACUCGGUGAAAUCGCAUACCAGCAUACGAACAUGCUUGACUUGUUCAUGGAUGACACUCUCUCUUCUACAACAACAACGCUCGCGCCAGCACCACCGGCGGCGCCGCUAUCUUUUUUCGAGAAGCUUAGCUACUGCUUUCACGUGCCUCUCGCCUCCUUGUUCGUGAGCACGGUCGACGUGCGUGCUGGAACAACUGUGGAGGUGCAGGACUUGAGACCUCGCGACGCCGUUGCCGCAGAUGGUGUAGUGAAGAAGGAUGUUCGCCUCUCUGUCGCCGACGCGCCGGCUGCCGGACAGCCGCGCGAGGGCAGUGAGUGCCGCUUUUAUCUACAGCACAUGUUUGCGGCGUUACUGUGCUCCUACCCCCUAGCAACGCUCCUGCAACGUCGCAAGCUCGUGCUCGACUUUGUGGUAACCAUCUAUCUAGCGUACUGGCUGCUGGCGGACAUCGUUCUCCGCCGUUUGCUCGGCGGCGGCCUACAUUGGUGGGCGGCAUGUGCUCUGGGGAUGACUGUCAUGUACGGUGCCACCUACGUCAUAUGCCAGCGGAAAGAGCUGCAAGAGAUUCGCUUUUCUGGCGGCGGCACGGCCGGCUCCGGCGCAGGCGUACCCGCGACCACGACAAUGUGGCUGAAGGAUUGCCGUGGCGAGGAUGAUAUCGUCGGCGAGGAGAUGCGUGUCAUCAGUCGCGAAACGCAGCGGCACAACGGCAGCGGCGGUGCUGACGCUCAUGGCAGCAGUAAACCUCACGACGCUGCCGGCCGCUCUCGGGUCCCUGCGUCCACGCAGAGCUCAAACGGGGCCAAGGCCGUUGCCGUCGAUGUGAGCCGCGCGUCAGAAGAGGCAACGUAUAAGCACAAGAUGGUGUAG
This is a messenger RNA of Leishmania major strain Friedlin, 1059 nucleotides long. RefSeq lists its product as hypothetical. Bases 1 to 1059 code for a protein of 352 amino acids. Gene Ontology annotation, cellular component: trans-Golgi network; Golgi membrane. Gene Ontology annotation, biological process: protein localization to Golgi apparatus; Golgi to endosome transport; Golgi to plasma membrane protein transport. The record is from RefSeq and is a predicted model, not a curated record. NCBI's taxonomy places the organism in Eukaryota, Euglenozoa, Kinetoplastea, Trypanosomatida, Trypanosomatidae. The transcript has a single exon.